UCUCUCUCUCUCUCUCUCUCUCUCUCUUCUCUUCUCGUGCGUCUGUAAUCAUGGGAGCUAUAAAUUUUCUCUCUGACUAUAUAUCUGAUCAUUUCUACGUUUCAAUAAGAAAAAGGAAGAAGCGUAAAAUCAUGCAGACAGUGAAUAUAAAGGUGAAGAUAGACUGUGACGGAUGCGAACGCAAAAUCAAGAACGCAGUUUCCUCCAUGAAAGGAGCAAAAUCUGUGGAAGUGAAUAGAAAGAUGCACAAAGUGACGGUAAGUGGUUACGUGGAUCCUAAGAAAGUGUUGAAGAAAGUGCAGAGCACUGGGAAGAAGAAAGCUGAGCUAUGGCCGUACGUCCCAUAUACGAUGGUGGCUUAUCCAUACGCAGCUGGAGCUUACGACAAAAGGGCCCCACCGGGAUUUGUGAGGAAGUCGGAGCAAGCUCAGGCGCAACCAGGAGGUACAGACGAUAAGCUCAUGUCCCUUUUCAGCGACGAGAACCCUAACGCCUGCACCAUCAUGUGAAUUGAAUAAGUUCACCACGUGACGUUAUAACUGGUGUAACGUCUUAGUUAUAAAGUUGAUGUUGGAACCUUUUUUUUGUUAGUGUAUAGAAUCAGAAGCAAAGAAACUUAUAGACUAGUAGUUACCAAUACCAUAUAUAGAUAUGUAUCAGUUUCAUAUUGUUAUAUUCAUGUAUACAGUUUUACUCGUAUCUUAAUGAAUAAUUCAGCUUGUUUA
This is a messenger RNA of Raphanus sativus (radish), 725 nucleotides long. RefSeq names its product heavy metal-associated isoprenylated plant protein 22. The transcript is spliced from 3 exons. Gene Ontology annotation, molecular function: metal ion binding. The record is from RefSeq and is a predicted model, not a curated record. Lineage: Eukaryota; Viridiplantae; Streptophyta; Magnoliopsida; Brassicales; Brassicaceae. Bases 51 to 509 code for a protein of 152 amino acids.